GGUCCUUUCGUCAUUGCGGAAAAGAAAUACAAAUUCUUUUUUCACUCCACAAAUGAGUCUCCUUAGCUUCCCAAUCAAUUGUACAGAUCUUUCCUCGCAGAAACCCUAGAGUUUAUCGGUUAAGGGUUUCACACGCACCUCUGCUGUCUUGAUUUUUCUCUUUAUCGAUUUUUGUCUUUAGGGCUUUAUAUUUUUGGGUUUAGAUUUUUUUUUUUUCAGAAAAUAGUUUUUAAUUUCUAGGUUUUGCUAGGUUUAAAAGAGGAAUUCGUGGGUUUUGUUUAUCUUUAGUAUAAGUGUACGUAUGGAUGGAUUUGAAGGUGGGGGUAUUAUUCAAGAGUCCUCCAACCCUCAGGAUCUUAAUCAAUUCGGCGCCAGUUCGUCAGUAGAUGCAGUAUUUGAUGCAUCACAAUAUGCAUUCUUCGGGAAUAAUGAUGUUGAAGAAGUUGAGUUGGGGGGAUUAGAAGAUGAAGAGGAUGAUCUUCCUGAAGUUGGGUUUGGUGAUGAAGUAUAUCAGCUGGAUCAAGAAGAGGGUGAAGAAUUAGGAUCUUUAUCUGAAAUUGAUGAUCUUGCCAGCACAUUUUCAAAGUUGAACAAGGUUGUCAGUGGCCCAGGAAGUGCAGGAAUUGUUGGUGAUCGGGGAUCCAGAGAAAGUUCAUCCGCGACUGAGUGGGCACAAGAGGCAGAUUUUCCUAAUUGGUUUGAGCAAAAUGCAUUAGAUCCUAAAAGCACUCAGGAAAGCAAAAGAUGGUCAUCGCAGCCAUAUUCUUCUUCUGCUCAUCUUAUGGAAUCAAAGCCUUUGUACAGAACAUCUUCAUAUCCUGAGCAGCAGCAACAACAGCAUCGUCCACACCAACACCAUCAGUUCUCCAGUGAGCCAAUUCUUGUACCAAAAGCUUCUUUGUCUUCGUAUCCUUCACCUGGUGGCAGAUUUCAGCAAGCUUCACCAAACAAUCAGUCACACCAUUCUAAUUUUCUGCAUCAUCCCGCUGGACACCAGAUGCCCCCUUCUUCACCCAACCUGUCUCCCUUCAAUAACCCUCAGCUUCAGUUGACUGCCUUAUCUCAUGGGUCACAAUUUGGUGGAAAUUUGCCCCAUCGUACACCUACUGGUCUCUCUGUUAAUAGCCGCCCACAAAACCAAUGGGCUAACCAGACCAGUCUAUUUCCAGGAGAUCAUUCCAGCAUCCCAAAUAAUCUGUUGCAACAGCAAUUACCCCAUCAAAAUGGAUUAAUGCCCCCACAGUUGAUGCCACAACAGCAACCUCAGCAACUCAGACUGCACCAUCCGUUUCAGCCAUCCUUUGGUCAUUUAUCAGGGCCUCAGUCCCAACUAUUUAAUCAUCUUUCUCUAGUUCCACAAAUGAUGAAUAACUUCGAUGUGCUUGGGUUGGCUGAUUUGAGAGAUCAAAGGCUUAAAUCAAUGCCAAAAAGUAGACAGGGCAUGCGUUAUACCCAACAAGGCUUUGAUGCCAGUAGCCAGAAGAGUGAUAGUGGGUGGCCGCAGUUCAGAUCCAAAUAUAUGAGAUCUGAUGAAAUUGAGAAUAUUUUCAGAAUACAGCUUACUGCUACACACAGCAAUGAUCCAUAUGUAGAUGAUUAUUACCACCAAGCAUGUUUGACAAAAAAAUCUGCUGGUGCGAAGUUGAGACACCAUUUCUGCCCAACUAAUCUGAGGGAUAGCUCUUCCCGACCUCGUGCUAAUACCGAGCAACAUGCUUUUCUCCAGGUUGAUGCUCUUGGGAGGGUUUCAUUUUCUUCAAUUCGACGGCCUCGCCCACUUCUUGAAGUUGACCCGCCAAAUUUGUCUGUUGCUGGCAGUACCGAACAGAAAUUGUCUGAGAAGCCCUUGGAACAGGAGCCUAUGCUUGCAGCUAGAGUAACUAUUGAGGAUGGCCUCUGUCUUCUUCUCGAUGUUGAUGAUAUUGACCGGUUCCUACAAUUCAAUCAGCUCCAAGAUGUUGGGGCCCAGUUGAAACAGAGACGGCAGGUCCUGCUGGAAGGGUUGGCAGAAUCACUUCAGCUGGUUGAUCCACUGGGGAAAAAUGGCCACACAGUGGAUUUGGCUCGCAAGGAUGAUCUUGUGUUUCUUAGGAUAGUCUCUCUUCCCAAGGGCCGAAAGCUUCUAUCAAGGUAUCUUCAGCUUCUCUUUCCAGGUGGUGAGCUCGUCCGAAUAGUCUGCAUGGCCAUUUUCCGCCAUUUAAGGUUCUUGUUUGGGGGUCUCCCUGCUGAUCCAGGGGCAGGAGAAACAGGUACAAGCCUUGCAAGGGAUGUUUCAUCUUGUCUUCGUGGCAUGGAGCUUAAAGCACUUGCUGCUUGCCUUGCAUCGGUGGUUUGUUCUGGAGAGCAUCCUCCGCUUCGUCCCCUUGGAAGCCCUGCUGGAGAUGGGGCUUCAAUUAUUCUGAAAUCUGUUCUCGACAGGGCAACUGAACUUUUAAGAGAUCCUCAUGCUGCUGGCAUCUGCAGCAUAUCUAAUCGGGACUUUUGGCAGGCUUCUUUUGACGCAUUCUUUGGCUUUCUUACAAAGUACUGCUUUAACAAAUAUGAUACUGUUAUGCAAUCGAUGGUCACACAAGUUCCAUCAGACGUGGCCAUUAUGGGGUCGGAUGCAGGAAGAGCUAUCAGUAAAGAAAUGCCGGUUGAACUGUUACGUGCAAGUCUUCCUCACACUAGCGAACACCAGAGGAAGCUACUAUUGGAUUUUGCGCAGCGCUCCAUGCCUGUACUUGGAUUUAACAACCAUGACGGUGGAAGUGAUGGCGCAUAAACUUUGACUUUGCGCUGUAAUAAUGUAAAGCUACAAAUAAACUGGUUAGUGAAGAAUAGUACAUCUUACUUGUCUUGGACGAGGCAAAAUGUUAAAUGUGUUGCGCAUCUUCCGUGCUGUCUUAUUGGAAAAAAAAGUUUGUCAAAGUGCUUGGAGUCCAAGGAUGCUGGCAUAAUGAAGGCAAAUAUCAGCCGUGGAAGUAGUCAGAUUUACAUAUUCACUUGCACCUAUAUUCCGUGAUGCCACUGGAGAACUUUAAGUUUUAGGCUGGCUAUCUGUGUAUUACGGUUGAACUUUACCGUUUUUUUUCCUUCGCUUGUUUGACUUGAGCUUAUUUUGAUGCUCUGUUGUGCUAUUCCUUAAUGAGGAGGUUUUUAGAUGUUAGAAAUGUACAGUGUUCGACCCGAAGAGAAUUCCCCACGUGCCUCUACUAUUAUAUUUCAAGGAGGUGGGAAGAGAUUUGUUUUUGUGCCUAAGAGGUUGGUUCUAUUAUUGGUCUGGGAUAGGUAAUUUGACACUGUAGAUGCUGGUUGCAGUUUUAUAUUCAGAUUGGGGUGGGCCAUGAACUAACGCCAUUUGCUUGGGGAUUCCUAGUGUUAGUGUAGUCACUUACAUUUGAUAAAUGUUUUGACUGAAUACUGCGAUGAUUUCGAUCCUGCUCCUAUCUCUGCGUAUUUUGAAAUUGUUUCCCUUGAACAAUUGUAAUGUAACUCGCAUGGAUAUCCCACUGUUGUAGGGUUAAUGUGGGGCGGAUUGUCAACCCAUGGUUAGGGAGUGAUUGUAAAUAUGAAGAAUUUACUCUGCAGGAAAGUUCUAAUAUGCC
Ilex paraguariensis (yerba mate) is the source of this 3587-nucleotide messenger RNA. The record is from the annotation of a GenBank genome assembly. NCBI's taxonomy places the organism in Eukaryota, Viridiplantae, Streptophyta, Magnoliopsida, Aquifoliales, Aquifoliaceae.